UCGCGUCAAAAUGUGUCUUCCGAGCCAUCAGAGGGCGACAGAGUUCUAACAGCAGCAUAUAACGCUGGGAAAGAAACUACUGAACGGAGCAAACAUGGCAGCGUCUUUGGUGCGGUUUGUCCGCGGAGGUCUCGGAAGGAGUUUAAACGUUGCACGGACUUCUUGUCUCCUUCAGCAGCAGACUAGAUCAGAAAGUUCCACCACUGAGACCAAACCAACCGUGAGGCCAAAGGACAAUGCUGUCAUUCGCAACCAGCUGAUAGCCUUUGGAGAAUACCCUGUAAAGUUUUUUUUUAAAUACUGAGAUAUUGUUUUGAUUUAGGUGACAUACUUUAAUGAGCUUGAGGUGAUGAUUCAUCCUGAAGGAGUGCUCCCAGUGCUGACGUUUCUGCGAGACCACACCACUGCUCAGUUCAGAAACCUGAUUGAUCUGACAGCUGUCGAUGUCCCAACACGGCAGAACCGCUUUGAGAUUGUGUACAAUCUGCUUUCCCUGCGCUACAACACCCGUAUCCGUGUGAAAACAUACACAGAUGAGUUAACACCAUUGGAAUCUGCGUUUUCUGUCUACAAGGGUGCCAAUUGGUAUGAAAGAGAGGUUUGGGACAUGUUUGGCGUGUUCUUUGCGAACCACCCUGACUUGAGACGUAUUCUGACAGACUAUGGUUUUGAGGGACAUCCAUUCAGAAAAGACUUUCCAUUAACAGGAUAUGUUGAGGUGCGUUAUGAUGAUGAGUUGAAGCGUGUUGUGGCCGAGCCAGUGGAGCUGGCACAGGAGUUCAGGAAGUUCGAUCUUAACACACCGUGGGAAAUCUUCCCUGCCUACAGGGAGCCAAAAGAAGAAGCUCCCAAACUGGAGGCAGGCGACCAGUCCACUGAGAAGAAAUAAUAUCCCCUUUGUGUUUAGUGUGUUUUUACAUA
Molecule: messenger RNA, 921 nt
Organism: Cynoglossus semilaevis (tongue sole)
Lineage: Eukaryota; Metazoa; Chordata; Actinopteri; Pleuronectiformes; Cynoglossidae
Gene: ndufs3
Product: NADH:ubiquinone oxidoreductase core subunit S3
Exons: 7
Cellular component (GO): respiratory chain complex I
Molecular function (GO): NADH dehydrogenase (ubiquinone) activity
Source: RefSeq, a predicted model, not a curated record